UACGCGCCGCAAUCGAGUCACCCGUCGGUGCCCCCUCGUCUUAACCGCUGUCGGUCGGUCACGGGGACGACGACGCGAACCGGCGACGAUGACAAUGAGUCAUCCGUGCUGGUGUUGCCGGAUAGCGCCGCGAUGAAGGCCUGACCGCCGCCGAUGAUCGUCCAUUCGCGAGCACGGCGACGGGGAAAACGCCCUCUGCGACCGCGGUGCGUUCUCCCUGCCUGACCUGACCUUCUGCCGGAGACGGAAGAGAGAGAGAUAGAGAGAGAGAGAGAGAGAGAGAGAGAAGAACGAGGGAACUGGCUCGCGCGAAUCCAGGGACGAAACGAACACGACAUAGUGCCUACAAUUCAUUGUGCGAGAUCACCCGGUGUGCCAAUCGUCGCGGAGCGCCAUCGUCACAUCGCGACGACAUGGAGAACGUGGAGAACCGGAGCAGUGCCGUCGACAUGUCGCGGAAGAUCUCCGAGACAUGAAGAGAGCGCGACCGAGGAUCACAUGGGUUUCUUUGAGUCGGGGCCGGCGGUAGCAGAGCCGUGAUCAAAAUGAACUUGAUAAAUAUGGACGCGGAGAACCGCGUGGUUCUGAACGUGGGCGGUAUCCGGCACGAGACGUACAAGGCGACCCUGAAGAAGAUCCCGGCGACGAGGCUCUCGCGGUUGACCGAGGCCCUCGCCAACUACGAUCCGAUCCUCAACGAGUACUUCUUCGACAGGCACCCGGGCGUCUUCGCCCAGGUACUCAACUACUAUCGCACCGGGAAGCUGCACUAUCCCACGGACGUCUGCGGCCCGCUCUUCGAGGAAGAGCUCGAUUUCUGGGGACUCGACUCCAAUCAGGUCGAGCCUUGCUGUUGGAUGACCUACACGCAGCACCGGGACACGCAGGAAACGUUGACGGUCCUCGACAGAUUGGACCUUGACACCGAGAAACCCACCGAAGAGGAACUGGCCAGGAAGUUCGGCUUCGAGGAAGCGUACUACGAGGGGACUCUUACGUGGUGGCAGAAGCUCAAGCCUCAGAUAUGGUCACUAUUCGAUGAACCCUACUCCUCCGUCGCAGCCAAGAUAAUCAGCAUAGUCUCCGUUUUCUUCAUUUGCGUUUCGAUACUCUCCUUUUGCCUCAAGACCCAUCCGGACAUGCGAGUGCCGAUGAUCGUGAACCGUUCGGUAAAGACUAACAACGUAACGUCCUGGGUGGUGGACAAGACCCGCACCAACGCCCACGAUGUCUUCUUCUACAUCGAAUGCAUCUGUAACGCCUGGUUCACCUUCGAGUUCUUGGUACGCAUCACCGCGAGCCCGAAUCGCUGCGACUUCAUCAAGAGCUCGGUGAAUCUGAUCGACAUGGUAGCUACCCUGAGCUUCUACGUCGACCUCGCGCUGCAGCGAUUCGCGGCCCAUCUGGAGAACGCCGACAUCCUCGAAUUUUUGAGCAUCAUACGGAUAAUGAGGCUGUUCAAGCUUACGCGUCACUCGUCGGGCCUCAAGAUCCUGAUACAGACCUUUCGCGCCUCGGCCAAGGAGCUCACGCUUCUGGUGUUUUUCCUCGUUCUCGGCAUCGUCAUCUUCGCCAGUCUCGUGUAUUACGCGGAGCGCACCCAGUUCAACCCCAAGAACGACUUCAAGAGCAUACCGCUCGGUCUGUGGUGGGCUCUGGUGACGAUGACGACCGUCGGUUACGGGGACAUGGUGCCGAAAACCUACAUCGGGAUGUUCGUCGGCGCGCUCUGCGCGCUGGCCGGUGUCCUCACGAUCGCCCUGCCGGUGCCCGUGAUCGUUAGCAAUUUUGCGAUGUAUUACAGUCACACGCAGGCGCGAGCCAAGUUACCCAAGAAGAGACGCCGCGUAUUGCCCGUCGAGCAGCCACGUGUGAGGGCAGGCGCGCCGCCAGGUGUGCCCGGCGGACCCGGGACCGUCGGGCCCCCCGGCUGCGCCCAGCAAUUGUCGCACCUGCAGUCCGCCGGGGGCGCGGUCGCCACUGGGCCCCACGGCAUGGGUCAGACGCCUGGCGUCGGGUGUCCCGGCGGUGGCCAAGGACCGCAGAAUCGCCGAAUGAACGCCAUUAAGACGAAUCAUCCCAAGGAUCCGUUCGCCACGAAAACAGAGGAAGACCGGAGGAAUUGUAACCUACGAACCAACGGGACCAAGAGAGCCGGAGGUUUGGAUUAACCAUUUUGCGGUCGUAGCGCGCUCACAGAGACAGACGGCUAUCACUCACUGGUCGGAAUUAAUUCGGAGCGAACGACGUGGCGUGUACACCCCCUAAUCAAAGAUUGUCCUGUACGAUCCGUAAAAAUUUCAUCAUUCAGGAAUGCGCUUUGGAAAGAGAAAGAGAGAGAGAGAGAAAGAGCGGGAAGGGGGUAGGGAAAUUAAUUUAAUACCUCGCUGCAUUGCGGAAGCAUUGCGGAAGCAUUGCAGCUCCUUGUUGCCCACAUUUUACAAACAAAACGGCUAGGCAAAAUAAACACUGCCGUGGCGAGCGUGGCGGCUGAGAUCCGACCGGAAAACGAAAAGACGGUAAAAGUCCUGCGGCGGCUGUGUCAUCAGACCGCAAAGAGCGUACGUCUAUUAUUUAUCUGGAACGUGUAGAAUUAAUCGAGAGGAGGAGAAAACGACUCUCUGUCCGGACAAGAGAGGAGGAAUCACCGGAAAGGCAGCUCGGCAGUUUGCGCUUCACGUACCUCUUCCCCGUUAAUUCUAUAGAUGCCAAAUAAUAUUAAAUACACCGCCGUCGGGACGGAAGAAAAAAAGGAAGCUGAUGGCGAAUGCGAGAGAGUCUCUCGACGAGAUCGUAGCACGAGUCAUUUGUCGAUCCAAAUAGGCAAAUUGUGCGUAGAGAGAAAGAGAAAAAAAGAGAGAAAGUCAAGGAAAACUCGUAUAGAAAACUUUCCUCCCUCCUUCGCUUCAUAAUUUGAAUUUUUUAAUAUUCAUAAAAGACAUAACGCAAGCAAUUUUAUUGCGCUAGCGGGUAAACCAAUCGAUGUAUAUUGGCAUUAUAAUAUAUAUUGGCUUAUA
Camponotus floridanus (Florida carpenter ant) is the source of this 3017-nucleotide messenger RNA. It is a transcript of the gene Shaw, whose product is annotated as potassium voltage-gated channel protein Shaw. The transcript is spliced from 5 exons. Gene Ontology annotation, molecular function: protein binding; delayed rectifier potassium channel activity. Lineage: Eukaryota; Metazoa; Arthropoda; Insecta; Hymenoptera; Formicidae. Gene Ontology annotation, biological process: protein homooligomerization; potassium ion transmembrane transport. Bases 546 to 2171 code for a protein of 541 amino acids. The record is from RefSeq and is a predicted model, not a curated record. Gene Ontology annotation, cellular component: dendrite membrane; axon; neuronal cell body membrane.